ACUUUCUCUCUGAGGCCUGCAGAAGCAAACUGUGUUCCAGAGAAUCUCCUGCAGAGACGCGGUCUCUACGGAACCGAGUCUGAAGGAAGGACAACAGGAGCCUCAUCCUGUGGUAACGUGCAGCGUGGUGAGCGGACAGAACGAGCCGUCUUUCAUCCACUGCUCCGGAGGUUAGCUGGAAGCUAACCCUUUGUUCACAGUGGACCUUUCUUCAAACCUCGUCGCCCGGACAACUCCUAACCACGGUUCAUGAGAAAGCAAGAAUGAAAAUCUGACAGUGGAAAACAAGGAGCUAAAGAAACAAAACCAGGAGCUGGAGGGAGAGAAGAAAACCCUGAAGGAACAAAUUGAAAACCUGCAGGACACUCUGAAUGAGCUUAACGUCAGUCGAGCUCAGUGGAGCAUUGAUGCCUACUGUCCUAAAAAGACAACAGAGAGGAAGCGUAACCCUUGUCAGGAAGGCUGGAUUACCUUCCAGACCAGCUGCUUUGCAUGUAAUAACGCAAAGAAUCCUCAUCAGAGAAGCUGGGAUGGAGCACAAGAAAACUGUAGAGAAAAGGCUUCACAUCUGACUGUUGUAGCUAAUCAACAGGAAAAGCUUCCAGUCUCCUCCCAACCAUUUUCCUCCUCCCCUGGUGCCCAUAUGCCUGGCCCCUUCAUUAAACCCAGUAUGAAAGAGAUGUCUUUUGCUGGCAGUCACUCCACCAGAGCCUGACGGGAGCCUCCCUCGCAUGCAAGGAAACCCUUCACACUGAGUCAGGCUUGGAAAGAAGAGACAAAGCCAACUGCCAAAUCUUGAUCCAUUUACUUCUAAGUGAGACCUCGGUUUGCUAAUUUUUUUAACUAAUAUGGAGCUCCGCGGAAUGCAUAAAAUCUUCCAUCCAAAUCACCACGGUGAGGGGAAGCAACAGAUGCUGAACUUGAACCGACGCCUUGAAACCUAUCUCAGUCGAGUCAAACUUCUAGAGGAGGAAAAUGAAAUGCUUGCAAAGGAGAUCAAAGUUUUGAGUCACAACAAUCAGGGGACCCUGACACGCAGGAGGGGCUUUGAGGAAGAGCUGAGACAGGCGAGACUGGAAGUGGAUGCUGCCUGGAGAGAGAGGGUCCUCACAGAAGUGGAAGUUGCGAAGCUGACAGAGAAGAUUCAAGCCCUUGAGCUUCAGCGACAGAGGGAGGCUGAUGCCAAAAUGCUGGCCAAGACAAAGAUGGAGCAAAGCAGGAAGGAGCUGGAAGAUGAGCAGAGGGCACAGAACUGGCUCAGGGAGACGGUUAAUCAGCUGGAACAUGAAAUGAGAUUCCUAAUUCAAACCCAUGAAGAAGAUGUGGCCCACCUAGAGGCCACGCUGACUCAGUCUAGAGCCAAAAUGCUUCCAAACCUGAUUCAAAGGAGCAAACGGACACCAGACCUCCUCAAGAUGGGGCAUGAGUUUUCCCAGAAGGCGACCAGAGCUUGGCAGGAGGCCACAGAGGCCUAUCAGGGCCAGUUAGCUCAGCUGGAGGAGUCACUUGAUCAGGCCAGAAGUCGUUUGAGUCAAGUUUGCCAAGAGAAACGUGAGAGCCAACUGAAGCUUCAAACUUUGGAGAAGGACAUAGCCUCAGCUAAGGAUGUCAUGCUACAUCUGGAGAAGACUGUAGCCCAGCGCAGGGAGGAGCACUGCCAGGAGAUCCAGCAGCUCCAGGAACACUUGGAGUAUUUGGAGGUAGAAAAGGUGAAGCUGGGCCAGCAGAUAGACCAUCUCUUUCAGGAGAACCAGAGCCUGAUGCAGCUGAAGAUGUCUCUCGGUCUGGAAGUCACAGCAUACAGGGCUUUGCUGGACGGUGAGAGCCUUGGAAGAGAUGCAGCUUUGUUGAAUAAACCAAGAAACAUUUCCAUUAGAGAUGCAGUUCUGAGUCCUCGUGGGGUUAAAAAGAAUUACCCAACCCAGCUGUCUGCUAGCCUCAAAACCACUUACUCAUCAUUUGUGAAAGACAGAACAGGAUCAGCAAUAACCCCAACACAAAUCCUUAGCAGAACAUCUGCAGCUUUAAGGGAACCCCAUCAGGAUACAAAGAUUUCAAGCAAACCUGCAGAAACAGCUGCAAUAAAGUCUGAAAUUCCAGAAAGUUCCUAUCCUAAAAUACUUCAGAAUGGAGCAGCUGAAAACUUUAGGCCAGAGGAGGUUCAUGAAAAAGUCACCUAUGCUGAGCCUUUAUCGCCUCCUAAUGAACAGGAGGCACCUGAGAAAAUGUCUGAGGAUGAGGAUAAAACAGUGGUAGAAGCAGCAGUUGAGUCUGUUUUUAGCCAUACGGCUGAGUUUGGUCUCAGCAGGAAGGCACCUUCGAAUGAGAAAACUGGUAACCAACAGUUCACAACACCCAGCCCCAUAUUACAUAAUGUCAGAAUGACCGAGCAACUCUGUCGUUUCUCAGAUGAACUUGAAAAGGAUGUGGGCUUUGAGGGGGAAACUGAAGAAAAAGAUGUACAACACCCAAAGGCUCAAGCGGAUACGUCAACAGAGGCAGAGCAUGUGCAAGAUGAGACUUCAGAUUCUGAAACUGAAGCAAUGCUUGAACCAACCUUUGAAUCCAGACCAAGCAGUCCUGAAUCUGAAUGUGAACCACAGGAAAGUGUUUUUAUCCAAGAUACAGAUUCCAGAAUUGAUGAAAGUAUUUUAAAUGUUGAUGCAGUUAAUGUGAGACAAGAGAUUAGCCUUUCUAUGGAAACAAAAGGAAGGGAAGACGAGGAUAAGUUGUAUCCUGAUGGAGAAGAGAUGGAUACGUGGGACAGUGUAAUUGAGAGAAAGGUCAGUGAAAGUAUAGAUGAUGGUGUAAAAAAGGAAGGGGACAUGCAACAUGCUGAGCCAGAGGAGGAUAUAUCAGCAAAGGAACCAGAAAAGGAAAAAAGAGAAGUUGGUCAAUUAGGCAACAUGGCUUCUGUGCUCACACAAGUAGAUGAAGGACACCACACCCCCCUAUUGGAGCAAGAGCAUCUUCCACCUCCUGACAAAGAAGAUGAAGAUUAUGAAGAGGACUCACAGAACGUCUCUGUGUCAUGGAGGACAGAGCUGGAGAGUAGCAGCUAUGCUCACGAAAACACUCUUGCUGACACUCGUCCCCUGAUCCGAUACAAAAGCGAUGACACUGACGCCAACACUCAAGCGUCACACAUUGAUGAAAGUGAGUCCAGUGAAGGCGAGCAGGAAAAGAUGGCAGGAGAGGCGAGAACCGGAAUAUGGAGUGACGGCAAGCCCAAGACUUUUGGAACCAUGGAAGAUCUGUGUGAGGAAGUGGAAGAGGAGACAGUAGAUGAUGACUAUAAUCUGGGAUACACUCAUGUUGAAGACAGAGAUGUUGAACAAGGUAAUAAAGUAAGUGAGUAUGGUAUACUGGUGAAUGAUGCAGAAAAUGCUCUAGGAGUGGUAAUGAGUAGUGUUGAGGGACAUUCCCAAGAGGAAACGGAAGAACUUACUGGAGCCACUGUACGCACUAAUGUAGACUAUGAUGAGGAGCUGGAGACGGACAGACUAGUGGAACAAGAAUUAGAAAGUUUGUCAACAAUUAGUUACAGUGCUCAUUUUGCACAUGACCAGGUCCGAGAAGAUAUCUUAAAACUGGAGCAAACGUCCAUGGAGGAAAUAAAUGAACAAGAGGCUACAGAUGACACUUCUACCUGUGAGCCAGCAAACUAUGAAUCUGCUUUGUCCACUGAAGUUAUAGAUGAGGCUUCAGACUGGCAACCUUUCAUUGAUCCAUCUGUUGAGACACAUUCAACAAGCUUUCUGACUGAGGAGGCAGUGAAAGAGCAAGAGAUCCAAAAGCCAACAGGUGGUUCUUCCAGUGAGCCUGAAAUGAAUGUGAACCAUGAACAGGUAUCUUCUACCAUAGUUAUAGAGGAGGCAUUGGAGAGGCGUACUUUUGGUGAAGCAUAUGUUGAAAUGCAUUCAACGAACGCUCUGACUGAGGAGGACAUUCAACUCAACAAUCAAGAAGCUGUAGAUAACCCUAAGACAAGAGAGGAGGAGGAUGAACAUGCUGAUGAAACCGAACAUGACUCUGGGUUGAAAGACUUCUUCAGCAGGUCUGCUAUGGAAGACAUCAACAACAUACAGGACCAAAGCUCUGUGUUACUGGUACCAGCAGAUCCGAAGCCUCUUACAGAUGAUGAUGCUCCUUUUGAGGUCACUGAGGCACUUCCUGAGGAAACACCCAAUGUAUCUCAACAACAUCUCAUUGAGGAUGCUGAGGACUUUCAGAGGUUCCCUGAAGAUGGAGAAACAGCUGGAUGGGAAAACCCAGAACACACAACAAAGGAAUCUGAUAUGAGUGACCAGAAUGAACAUGACCUAGAGAAAGAUAAGAUACCCGAAUUAUCUGAUGAUGACAUUAUCAUAAAUACGGAACAGCCUGUCAAAAUGUCUCCUGAAAGUGCCCUGAAUGUAAAUGAUAUUUUUAUAGUAAAGGAUGUAACAGACAGCAGUCUCGAUCAUCACUUCCCCUCGGAUGGGAAGAAUGACUUCUGGGUAUCCUCUCUGGAGACCGGUGCCACCUAUACACCAGGCCAUGGCUUUACUGAAGCUGCAGAGCAAACUAAUCAGAAUCAAGGAUUUGCUGACAGCAAGGAUAGGGGGAACUUGGAGACCCCAAAGGUAGUUAAUGGGAACUCCAAACUGGAUAUUGACCCAUCUGGCCUGGAUCCAAUGAAAGAGCAGGAACAGAUGAAUACGAAAGUGAAGAGAGUGUUUUGUAGAAACGCAGUUGAGGCGGAGAUGGUCCAUUCUGAGGAAUCAGAUGUUGAGGCUGAAUCUUGGUCAUCUGGGGAAGAACCAGCCUAAAGAAGGGAAUACUUACAAUUAAAUCAGCCCAUAGAUGAAAAAAGAAAUUGUUAAGAGGUAAAUUGCGGUUUAGUUUGAUGCAUCUGAAAACCAAAGUUGCCUUUGUGCAUUUCUUAGAGAAUAAACAACUAGUGUGCCAACUCUCACUACCUUAAUUGGAGUCAGUCAUCUCACAUUUCCUUUUAUUCUGCUAUCUAAUUCCCUUUCAGUAUGCAUGCUGAGCAGAUUAGAACUCUUUGCAUAAGAGGAAAGCAUGAAAACAGAACAAAGAGUAUCAUUUGAAAGUCAAAACAGUUAUUGAUCAGUGCCUAAUGUGAUUUUGCUGUUUAACCGAAAUCAAUGAGGCCAGCUAUUGCAUAGUGACAACGAUUUCAUUUUCAUAAGCUUAUAAAUGACCCGUCUUUGCAUGUGUUACUCGUGUAGGAAGAAAGAUGGAUUGGUUUUCCUUCUCUCUGUAAAAGUUCAUUAAAGCUGUGGUAAACUCAAAGUAGAAAAUAAAGUGCAGACUUAUUAUG
Molecule: messenger RNA, 5326 nt
Organism: Girardinichthys multiradiatus
Lineage: Eukaryota; Metazoa; Chordata; Actinopteri; Cyprinodontiformes; Goodeidae
Gene: nes
Product: nestin
Exons: 7
Coding region: 849-4811 (1320 amino acids)
Biological process (GO): positive regulation of intermediate filament depolymerization
Cellular component (GO): intermediate filament
Molecular function (GO): CCR5 chemokine receptor binding; intermediate filament binding
Source: RefSeq, a predicted model, not a curated record